Physella acuta is the source of this 2780-nucleotide messenger RNA. RefSeq lists its product as uncharacterized. NCBI's taxonomy places the organism in Eukaryota, Metazoa, Mollusca, Gastropoda, Physidae. The record is from RefSeq and is a predicted model, not a curated record. Gene Ontology annotation, molecular function: protein binding.
AUGGAUCUUAUCACAGAGCUUUUUGUACAACGUCCACAUGCGAAGAACAAGAACACAACUUCAGUCGAGCUACAAUGGGAAGCCUCUACACUUGGACCCAAUAGAACGUACGAUGUAUCGUGGGUAUCGGCCAGUGAUGAAAGAGAUAUAGGAACACAGGCCGCCAAUGAGAGCGGUGUGACGGUUAUUGGUCUAACACCAGACCCAGCCCAACCAGGUCCAGUGAAUACCACAACAAUUACCUACCCUAAAUUCGAGCGAUUAGAUCUUCAAGUAUACACGGAAUACAAAUACAGCAUUAAAGCUGUCAAUUAUGUUGGUGAUGAAAGUGGUGAAGUAGAAGGUAGUUUUAAAACAGCAAAAUCAGCAGACUGCAACAGAUUAUUGACGGCUUCUAGCGGAGCAAUAAUGAGCCCAGGUUAUCCCUCAAGUUCUCCUACAGUAUACUGUACAUGGACAAUACAAGGAUCCAAAGAAACUAUAAUAGCCUUAAACAUAACAGAUAUUAAUAUGGGUGUAGCUGACAGUUGUACUGAUGAUUAUAUUGAGAUAUUUGACGGAGCAUGGAUAACAGGCAUGACAUUUGGUAAAAUGUGUACAUCUCGGCAAACACUGACAUUGUCUACAACAAACUACAUGUUUGUCGUGUUUCAGUCAACAGGAAGUGGAAAAUUUCUUGCUACCUACAAAUUUCUAGAAACACAUAUCACACUGAGCGAGCCUCAAGGUUUCAUCUCUAGUCCUGGAUAUCCACUGGAUUAUCUAAACAAUACGCUUUACACCUGGACUAUACAGGGCAAUAAUGAUACUUACAUUGUUCUUAAUAUAACAGGUUUUGACCUGGAGAACUGUGUCUAUUGUGCCUGCGACAACCUUAAAAUAUACGACGGAUCCACAAAUACGUCGCAGUUAUUUGGGAGUUUCUGCUCUUCAUCUUCACCUGGGAUUAUGGCCUCAACCAGCAACUACAUGUACCUUGAAUUUAAAACAGAUAGCUCCAAGACAUACAAAGGCUUUUAUGGAAAAUACCAGAUCAUAGCCGCGAAGUUUUUUACACAACGCCCACAAGCUAAGAACAAGAACACAACUGGAUUUGAGCUUCAAUGGGCAGCUUCUACACAUGGAUCCAAUAUAUCGCUCAGUGUGUCGUGGGUGUCGGACAGUGAUGAAACAGAUAGAGGAACACAAGCUGCCAAUGAGAGCGGUGUGACGGUGACUGGUCUAACACCAGGUACCAGCUACAGAGUCACUGUCUUCACGGUCCUUCAUCCACAGGGAUUUUAUACUGCUAAGAACACCAGCACUGUUUUAAACAUUGUGACGUACCCAGCUCAACCAGGUCCAGUGAACACCACAGCCAGUGAACUCGAAAAACCUCCUUAUAUCAUAAGAUUUCAACCAUCGGAAGGAAGGGUAGAUAACUACACUAUCAGUUUUGAAUCGAAACUUAAAUUACUGAAUGUUACAGUGGUCUCCCCUGAAGUCAAUACUACAGAUCUUCAAGCAGACACUAUCUACAAAUACAGCAUUAAAGCGGUCAAUUCUGUUGGUGAUAAAAGUGCUGAAGUAGAAGGAAGUUUUAAAACAAAUUCAUCGGAUGUUUCAGCUCAGCCCGACAUCGGGAUGAUAACAGGUGCGACAGUUGGAUCCUUGGUGUUUUUUGUUUCUCUGGUUAUUGUCGGCAUCUUGAUUUAUGGUAGAAUGCGUCAUAGGAAUGCAAAAACUGGACAAAAUAAAAGGGAGCGCGAAGAACGACCCGAUUCAACAAACGAAAAUGAAGAGGCCUAUGAUUCUCUUGACGACACAAUAAACCAGAUGUGUGUCGAUGCAGAUCACUAUGACAGGUACAAUGUAUUACGAGGAAUAAAUUCUGAAUUUGUCCAAGGCAACUCACCACCUCUUCCCCCACGGCCACAACCGAAUCAGUAUAUGGAUUUAAGGCUUGUACCCAUCGAAAAAGCGGAACACGUUUUGAAAGACAUGUCCAUGGAUUUAAUGAAUACUGGCGUUACUAGUGAUUCUCUAGAAGAAGGUAAUGCUGAAGAAACUGAUCUAAUAGAAAGUAACUUUUUGAGCUUAAUCGACACAUCGAAUGUAGAUUGUACAGAAAAAUGUGAGUCAUCAAAGGUGAAGAUAGACCCAGUCAAUCAAACAGAAGAUUCUAGUGAAAACCUCGAUGAAAUUAGUGGCGAAUCAGAAACAGCUUCUACAGUGAACGGCUACGACUCCUUAAUGACACGCACUGCCCGUACAGAAGAAAACAAAUAUUUUUCGUUUACCGAUGACCCUCACAAUAAAACAAGUGUUGAUAACGAUGUAAUUAACACAGACAAAGAUGGGUACCUUUCUCCAACAAAACCAACUGCAGCAGAUAACACGAAAGAAGAAAUCGAUGUCCAAAACGAAAUUAAAAACAUAGAGAAUGACGGGUAUCUUAGCUUAAUAAAUUCAAGCUUAGAUGAUGAAAGACAUACGCUUGACAGUUCAGAACCAAAAUACAUUCACGUAGACAGCUGUCAAGGCAGUCCUUCUCUCCCAAUUAAGUCUGACCAAAUAGACGAAGAAAACGACCAAAGCUAUAUACACCCCAUUGGCCCCGAUGACCCUUCUCUGCCUAUCUCGUACGGAUACCAUAAAUGGGAUGGGGCAGAAGAUGCAAGCAAUCAAGACACAACUGAUACUGAAGUGUAAUGGAUGGUGACGUUAAAAACCAACAUAACUAUCAUGGGUUAAAUAUCCAAACAUUAUAUCAGCUUUUUUUGCACCCGCAUCAAAUCCCA